This is a messenger RNA of Plasmodium vivax (malaria parasite P. vivax), 879 nucleotides long. RefSeq names its product variable surface protein Vir27-related. The record is from RefSeq and is a predicted model, not a curated record. The transcript has 2 exons. Lineage: Eukaryota; Apicomplexa; Aconoidasida; Haemosporida; Plasmodiidae. The coding region runs from base 1 to 879 and encodes 292 amino acids.
AUGGCAGACAUAGAUAAACAUAUUUCGGAAACUUCUUCCUUUAAUUAUUAUAGAUUAACUAAAGAAAUUCAUAGAUCCUCUGACCCAGAAGAUGAAGCUAAAUGUAAUGCUUUGAAUAGUUAUUUGGGGGAUAAAUAUAGCUCAUUUAAGCAAUUAUGCAUGAAACUCAGAAGAAUUUUAAGAAAUUAUAAUGAUAUAUCCUUAAGCAAUUCAAAUAAGUCGAUUAAGUGUCUAACAUUAAAUAUGUGGAUGCAUGAACAAAUAUAUGACUUGCUUGAAACCAAUGAACAAAAUAUCCCUCGUAAAAUUAUUUAUGAAAUACGUGAUAUUUGGGCUGAUUACACUCCAUUCACUAAUUGUGAUAUACUUGAAGAAUUAUCAAAAAAACGGGAUUUUCUUGAAAAUAAAAAACUUUUUGACUAUACUAUAAAUUAUGAUAAUAUUGUGAUGCAUCUUGCAAAUAAAAGGCACAGAUGUACACAAGAAUAUAAGGAUUACAUAGAUGAAAUUCAGAGAAUAUAUAAUACACAAAAAGGUACUCAUAUUUCACAAGGUAAUAAAGUACAAUGCGAUAUAUUAAAUAAUUUUGAAGAAAUUAACACUAAAGAAAAGUUAGAGGCAGUAAAAUGUACAAAAGUGCAAGAUAGAGCAAAUAAUUUAAUCGAAGAAAGUGGUGAAGAAAUAGACGGAUCCCCAGGAGAGCCAGGAACACCGGGACAAACAGGAUCAAGGGGGAGAACGUAUUUCCAAGGACCUUCUCCAAUAUUACCUCAAGCAGAAGGUACAUCUCCCACUAAAUCCGUUACAGCAGGCAUUUCACUUGCAGGGAUUCCAGUCUUUUCAUACCUUUUGUAUAAAGUAAAUUCCGACUGUUUGUAA